Messenger RNA from Labrus bergylta (ballan wrasse), 2644 nucleotides. It is a transcript of the gene ak4, whose product is annotated as adenylate kinase 4. The record is from RefSeq and is a predicted model, not a curated record. Gene Ontology annotation, cellular component: mitochondrion; cytoplasm. Gene Ontology annotation, molecular function: ATP binding; nucleoside diphosphate kinase activity; AMP kinase activity. Gene Ontology annotation, biological process: nucleobase-containing compound metabolic process. Lineage: Eukaryota; Metazoa; Chordata; Actinopteri; Labriformes; Labridae.
GUGGACUAUUACAGUUCCCUCCUCCCUUUUACAUUUUUUUUUUUUAAUUGAGGCUUUUGUACAUAACUUGCUUCUAAAAAAACUACAGUAACCAGUUUACCCUUUCAAAGUUCAUGCGAGUCAGUCAUCCGCAUUUUUUCUGGAUGAUGUGCGCAGAAAAAUAGGGCGUUGUGGCGACUCCCUCAUUCAUUCGCAGAGAGAAAAAAAAAAUCUCUGUCCUUAAAGACGUAGACGACCUGAAUGUGUUCAUAAACGAGCCGAAAGAGGGAGGGGGGGAAAAGGAAAAACGAAGAAGAGAAAAAUAAGAGCAGGACAUCUCCAACGUGCGCAGAGAGUAAACGGCUCUGCGCAAAGAAGCACAGGCUCCAGAGAGAUAAGCUCACAUUUAAACAUUGGCAAGAGAAGUUUUAAAAGCCAUCCAGGCGUGGGAGUUGUUUGAUCAGUUGCAACUGACCAAGAGUUGCGUUAAGGAGAAGUAGAUUCUCGCGUGGAAACAGGAAAAGCGACGUUUGUGCAUCCAAGAGGAGUUUUUUCUGUUUGUUGUUGUUGUUGUUGUGUGUGGCAGUAGCUCGUGUUUGUGGAGGACAUGGCUAAGUUAUUUCGAGCUGCCAUCAUGGGUCCACCAGGAUCAGGGAAAGGAACGAUUUCCAAGAGGAUUGCGCAAAGCUUUGGCCUACAGUACCUGUCCAGUGGCCACUUCUUACGAGAGAGCAUAACGGCGAACACAGAGGCAGGUGUGCUGGUGAGGAGCUACGUAGAAAGAAGCCUGUUGGUGCCGGACCAUGUGAUGACCAGACUGAUGCUGCCCAGACUGGAACAUCUGAUUGGCCACAGCUGGCUGCUGGAUGGUUUCCCCCGGACUCUGGCUCAGGCCCAGGCUCUGAACAAUCUGUGUCAGCUCGACCUGGUCAUCAGCCUCAACGUCCCCUUCGAGACCCUGAAGGACAGACUGAGCGACCGCUGGGUCCAUCCAGCCAGCGGCAGAGUCUACAACAUGGGCUUCAACCCGCCAAAAGUCAAGGGUAAGGAUGACAUCACCGGGGAGCCGCUGAUUCAUCACGACGAUGACAAGCCAGAGGCCCUGAUGUCCAGACUGAGACACUACAAAGACGUAGCCAAGCCCGUCAUAAACUUGUACAAGUCACAAGGAAUCCUGCACUCGUUUUCCGGUACAGAGACAGACCGGAUCUGGCCUUACAUCAACUCUCUGCUCAGCACCAAGAUGCACACACAGCCAGCGGACGCCGUCCAAACGCAGACACCCUGACACCCCUCUGAAUGAAAGGACCACAGUGGGGGGGGGGGGGAGACAUCGACAAGCAGCCGGAGGACGCCGAAUGAUGAUUCUUCUCCAAUCGCUGGUGACAACUUUCACUUCCCUCAUGCGUAAUGAGGCGUAUACACAUAUGGGGGGAAAAAGGACGAUGAUCAAAACUGUUGUCAUCCAACUUGUUUUUAUAUGUUGGUUGGUUGUGUGUGCAAAUAUUUCAAGAGCUUUAUUGAUUGUGUUUAUUUCUGUUAUCGUAGUGAAAUGUUCAGAUCCUCCUAUGCCAUAUCCAAAACUAGUGUUUCUAAAUUAUGCAAGCGUUCACUUAGUCAGCAAAUUCUUCACCUUUUUGGUCCUUUUUUUUUUGUUUCUGUUCUAACUCCCAAAAAAUUGAAUUAGGCUAGUUCAGGAACGCUGCAGUAAAAAAACUGAAGGCUUAAAGCGUAGAAACUCAAAUUGUGAAGUAGGAAUCACUUUUAUUUUGCUGUCUCCAGUGGCACAGAGAAUCCUACAGUCGGGACCAAAAUGCAGUGUCACACUCCACCACAUCCUAGAAAUGUAUUGUUGUAAAAGAAAACUUUAAAGAUAUCAGACAUAGGAUAAACUACAUUAACAGUCUGUUUUGUAUACAUUUGAUGAGUGGCACUUUAAAUUAGACUUUUGCAAAGAAGGAGGAAAUUUAAUGCUGUUAGUAUAAAGAAAUGGGCUACACAGUGUUCGAGUGAAACCUCUCAAUCAGCCUUCAAGCACAGUGUGACAUUCAGAAACUAGGGAGUUGUAGUUAAUAGUGAGCAUUGACAGAAUCACUGAGGGCAAUACUGACAUUAUGCAGAGAACCAAAAUCUUGUACAUGAAUCAUUUGGCUACAUUUUCCAAGAUUUGUAAUCCUGUGCGAGUCCUGAGUGCUGUGUAAAAUCCUGUAUAUAAGGCCUGUAAAAUCAACUGUUACAUAUGCAGAACCAGUUUUUUAUAUCUACAGUGUCAUCAGCUCAGCGUCUCUAGUUAUACAUCCAUCAGUUAGGUAAACAUGGUGCACUUUUUAAACUGCUAUUCUCCACUUUUGUGCUGGAUAUGCUGCAGAAUGUUACACUGUCUGCACUGACAAACACACAGAGGGAUUCCACUGGUGCUGGUACCUGCACUGCUGCUCACAGUCACUCUGCAUCUCGCUCUGUGGCUGGGAUGAAGACCAAUGCACAGAAUAAAAAGAGUGCCUUCAACGUCGUUACAUUCCUUUGAAAUGUAUACAGUUGCCGUGAGAUUUGAAUCACCAACAUGUCACUGAUUAUUGUGUGUAUAUAUAUGCUUUGCAAUGUCUGUUCAACUUUAAAGUCUUUCUAUGUGAUUUUUCACACUUAAAUAUAAUAUAAAUCAAGU